Messenger RNA from Melospiza melodia melodia, 2956 nucleotides. RefSeq names its product WASH complex subunit 1 (gene WASHC1). Bases 406 to 1941 code for a protein of 511 amino acids. Gene Ontology annotation, cellular component: early endosome; recycling endosome; WASH complex. Gene Ontology annotation, molecular function: alpha-tubulin binding; gamma-tubulin binding; actin binding. Lineage: Eukaryota; Metazoa; Chordata; Aves; Passeriformes; Passerellidae. The transcript has 13 exons. Gene Ontology annotation, biological process: Arp2/3 complex-mediated actin nucleation; exocytosis; endocytic recycling. The record is from RefSeq and is a predicted model, not a curated record.
UUUCCUUAGAGGAUUUAAUUUGAUAUUUUGUUGGGAUAGCCUCUAGGCAAGCCUCCAGAACAAUCCAGGUAUGACUUGAAUAUGCUACUGGAUAUGACCAUGGGGAAAUGUUUGUCCAGGGGCAGAGCUGCACAUGUCCCUCCAGGCAUUAGACUUGGCUGUGGGGAGUGAGGAGCAAGCCCAGCUGUUGGUUCCAGCUGCCUGGAAACCCUGGAGUGCUCAGCCUGGUUUAGGUGUUCUGGAGAGGCCAGACAGUCUGGUGCAGGCUGAUUGUGUUUCCCACUCCUGCUGUUUCCCUCAGCUUUUGCCAGUGUGAGUGUUGAACUGAGAGGGGAGAGCAGCUUUGAGUGCAGAGGAGGAACAGCCACCAGCCCUGAGGAGCUUUGGAGCAGCCUGCCUGAGCUCAUGUCAGCUGUCAUAAUUCCAGCAUUGCUGUACUUCCUGCAGGAACACACCCUCUGUAAGAUUCUGGAACCAGUCUGUUGCUUUGCUGGAAGUCCCUUCUGCACAAUGGCCACAGUAGCCCAGAAGCACUUUUUGGAAGGGCAGCCAUACUCAGUGCCCCUGAUCCAGCCAGACCUGCGCAGGGAGGAGGCUGUGCAGCAGGUGGCAGAUGCACUGCAGUAUCUGCAGAAGGUGUCAGCUGAUAUUUUCAACAGGAUCUCUCAGCGGGUGGAGGCCAGCCGGGCACAGCUGCGGGCGAUUGGGGAGAGAGUCACCCUCGCCCAGGCCAAGAUUGAGAAGAUAAAGGGCAGCAAGAAGGCUAUUAAGGUGUUUUCCAGUGCCAAGUAUCCAGCCCCUGAACGGCUGCAGGAGUACAGUUCAAUUUUUGCUGGUGCAGAAGACCCAGCUAAACAGAAAUGGCCAAGACACAAGAUUCAGAGCAAACACCAAAUGCUGGAUGAAACAGCUGUGCAGGAAAAGCUCAAGUAUUUUCCUGUGUGCGUGAGCACCAAAAUUCACCAGGAGGAUGAUGCAGAAGAAGGCCUGGGCAGCCUUCCCAGGAACAUCAGCUCCCUCAGCUCCCUGCUACUCUUCAAUACCACCGAGAACCUGUACAAGAAGUAUGUGUUCCUGGAUCCCCUGGCUGGAGCAGUGACCAAGACCCAUGUGGCUUUAGAAACAGAGACAGAAGAGAAGCUCUUUGAUGCACCUCUCUCCAUCACCAAAAGGGGACAGCUAGACCGACAGGUCGCUGAAAAUUACUUCUAUGUGCCAGAUCUGGGCCAGGUCCCUGAGAUUGAUGUGCCCUCCUACCUGCCAGACCUGCCUGGCAUUGCUGCAGACCUCAUGUACAGCGCUGACCUGGGCCCUGGCAUUGCACCCUCUGCCCCCAGCAGUGCAAUUCCAGAGCUGCCCACUUUCAACACCGAGUCUGUGGAGCCUUUGCAACCAGAUCUCCAAGACGCUAAGCUCUUGCCACCUCCUCCCCCUCCACCUCCCCCUCCGCCUCCUGUUGUGCCAACUCCGGUGCCUCCUCCACCGCCCCUGCCCCAGCCCACAGCACCCUUGGAAGCAGCUCGGGCAGGGAGUGAGGAGAGCAGCAGCACAGUGCCUGCAGCUUCAGUCCAAGGAGCCCCAAAGGAGGUGGUGAACCCCUCCACUGGCCGUGCCAGUCUCUUGGAGUCCAUCCGCCAGGCCGGGGGCAUUGGGAAGGCCAACCUUCGCAGCGUCAAGGAGAGGAAGCUGGAGAAAAAGAAGCAGAAGGAACAAGAACAAGUGAGAGCUACAGGACAAGGUGGAGAUUUGAUGUCAGACCUGUUCAACAAGCUGGUGCUGAGGCGCAAAGGUAUUUCAGGGAAAGGCCCAGGAGCCUCUGGGAACGUGGAUGCUCCUGGCAGUCCUGCCGGUGCCUUUGCUCGCAUGUCGGACUCAAUACCACCCCUGCCACCCCCACAGCAGCCCGUGGGUGAGGAGGAUGAGGAUGACUGGGAGUCAUAGAUGGGAUCCAUUGAGUAUAAAUGUGGAACUAUUGCUGCCUGAAAAAUUUCCAUGAAGUUGAAGGAAGCAGGUCCUUACUGCCUUCACUUUGGUAAAAGUGGGAAGUGUCAUUAAUUAAGAGUGUGUAAAAGGAAAGCCCAGCUGUCCAGCCUCACAGCCCAGCACUACAGGCUGGAGGGCACCAGCUGCUAGAACCAGGUGCUCCCCUCCCUGAAGGCAGAGCUUGUGCAGACCACAGGGUCUGGACCUGCUCAAGGGGCAGGUGACUCACAAUGGAAGUUUCUCAGAGGCAGCUGUUUCCUUCCCUGUGGGGCUAAUUAACAUACAGGGAGUGGGUAACAGCUCUGUGCCAUAAGUACUUUCUUCCUUGUGAAGAGCCUGGAGAGGUGGCAUCCAGCUGCUGAAACUGGAAAAGAAGCAAACAGGGCUCUUGGGAUGAAGCUUGCUCAGGAUGACAGAGGUAGCUGGGAACAGCUGAGGGAUUAUGUGGCUGUCCCUGGUGUUUCUGCUGCCCUCCAGCACUGACCCAUAACCCUGAAAAGACCCCCAGGAAAGUUAAAUUCAAGAAGUUACUUUGAAUUCAGAAGCUUAGGGGUUAAAAAGAGCAAAGCAAUCCUGUGCUUAAACAUGAUCAAAGAAAGGAGAAGUUCUGUAUGGUGACCAUAUCUUUAUUCCCCUUCUAAGAAUGAACUGCUUCAAUCUAUUGGCUGCUUGAAGCAAGGCAGAAAAUGGGUGAGAAAAAACCUUACCCACAGCUGCUCCAUUACCACUCUGUGUUAUUCCAAUAUGACAUAAAUUAGUGGCCUGCUAGUUUACAAUUCCUGUGAAAAGCUCAGUGAUGGCAUUGGUCAGUCAGGCCUCCUACACUUGGUGGUUGAUGGGAUAAAACCCUAUGUGUUCAGUCAAAAUAAUUACUCCCCAUACUUAAGUGUACUUAAAUAAUACUCGCCAUACUUGAGUGUUUUUAUUGAAAAUAUUUAAUCAAUUUAAAUAAAACCUUAACAGCUGUAAACAA